Electrophorus electricus (electric eel) is the source of this 1143-nucleotide messenger RNA. RefSeq names its product lectin, mannose-binding 2-like b (gene lman2lb). Gene Ontology annotation, molecular function: D-mannose binding. Gene Ontology annotation, cellular component: COPII-coated ER to Golgi transport vesicle; Golgi membrane; endoplasmic reticulum-Golgi intermediate compartment. The record is from RefSeq and is a predicted model, not a curated record. Gene Ontology annotation, biological process: endoplasmic reticulum to Golgi vesicle-mediated transport. NCBI's taxonomy places the organism in Eukaryota, Metazoa, Chordata, Actinopteri, Gymnotiformes, Gymnotidae.
GAGAAACAUGGCGGCUACUAUGAACAAGUUUAACAAACAUAACGUCAUUUUUCUACUUAUGAAGAGUUCCUCACGUCAUUUUGGAAAGAACGCCAGAUCCCAUUUUCUGCUAGCACUGCUUCUUACGCUGGCCGGCCGCAGUGGUGGGGAUGAUGACUAUCACAAGGAUGAAUUUCUGAAGAGGGAAUAUUCGCUGAGCAAGCCUUACCAAGGUCUAGGAUCUUCUAGCUCCUACCACUGGGAUCUACUGGGCACUGCGGUGAUCACACCGGAGUACGUGCGCUUGACCCCGGACCUGCAGAGCCGACUCGGCGCUGUGUGGAGUCGCAUACCUUGUUACAUCAGGGACUGGGAGCUCCGAGUGCAGUUGAAUAUCCACGGGCAGGGUAAGAAGAAUCUAAACGGAGAUGGGGUGGCUGUCUGGCUCACCAGAGAGCGCAUGCAAACAGGCCCAGUGUUUGGGAACAUGAAUCUUUUCACUGGUCUGGGCAUAUUUAUAGACACGUAUCCCAAUGAAGACAAACAAAAUGAGAGGGUGUUUCCCUACAUCUCAGCAAUGGUGGGGAAUGGCUCUGUUGUUUACGAUCACGACCAGGACGGAAGGAACGCAGACUUGGGUGGGUGUGCAGUGUCCGUGCGUAACAUCGAGUACGACACGUUCGUCCUGGUCCGCUACAUGAGGAACAUGCUGACGAUCAUGACAGACAUCGAGGGGAAGCAGGAAUGGAAGGAGUGCCUGGAGGUCCCUGGGGUGCACCUGCCCCAGGGCUACUACUUCGGAGUCUCGUCCAUCACUGGGGACCUGUCAGACAACCAUGACCUGAUCUCCCUAAAGCUGUUCGAGCUGACUGUGGAGCGCAGUCCUGAGGAGAUGGAGAAUGAGCAAGAGGUCACGAUACCCAGCGUGGACUACCGCGAGGUCCCUGUGGAAGUGACAGACGAGGGCAGGAGUAUACUUACCCUCCUCUUCCUUUUCCUGUUCUCGGUGGCUGGCCUCGUCAUCUUCAUCAUGGCCGUGCUCAUCAUCUACCAGCGGUGGAAGGAGCGCAGCCGAAAGCGCUUCUACUGAGAGAGUGGGAGACUGUGUGUGCAUGCGUGUGUGUGUGUGUGUGAGGGAGACGGAGGGUGUCUGUGUGUGUGUGU